AUGUCAUCGCCGUGGGAGUCCUUCAGCCAGACCGAAAUCCUUCCAUUGGGAUCGGACCCCUUAGACAACCUCUUGAAUGAUGGGUUCGAGGGAAACGAUAAUGAGGAGGUAGACGCGCAUCAAGAGAGCACGACAGAGGAAGACUCGGAUGAAGAUCUUCAGCCCAAGGUUGGAUCAGCCAAGAAAUUCGACAAGGUCAAGGCCGCUUCUGUCAGCGUCCAGCGAGGCCCAGAUCGUGAUCAACUUCCCGAGCCCGAGUCUAGCAAGAAGUCUAAGAAGAGCAAAGCUACUGAUCGAUCCAAGCCCAAGGUUGAGUCUAAGAAGGACAAAAUGCGGCGUACAGUUGUCCGCAUGGACAGUCUUGGCGAGUCCGAUGAUGACGGCAACGACUUUUUCCAAGGCAACGUGGGCGGUGAUUUGGGUACACCCAAAGCCCUCAAAGCCGCCUCAAAGAAGCGUGGCCGCCUUUCCAUCGCCGAUGACGGCGAUGAAGUCGAUACUCCAAAGAAGAAAAAACAUCGGGGUCGCCUUUCUCUCAAGAACAAGGCUGCCGAAGAUCCUAAGCCAGAGGACGCUGUCCUUCAGUCUGGUCGUAGGGGCCGGGGUCGCCCUUCCAAGUCUGCACAGAAAACCACAGAUAGUGCCAAUGUCCCUGUCACCGAAGCAUCAACGCCAGCGAAGAGAAAGAAGCAGAAGCGAAGCACUACGGCGGAAAUUUCGGAGACGGCCGUGGAGAACGCAACACCGUCGCGACCGGUACGAGCCGCAGCUGAAUCCGCCAAGGCAGGGAUCCUUGCGACUAACAAGCCACAACGCUAUGCCGAAGAGCCACCAACAUCGGCUCAGGGCAAAAGGGGCAUUUCUCGGCGCGUAAGCAACAAUGGACGUGGCAGGAAAAAGUUUGUUUACGACGUUGAAAAACUGGUCGAUUCCAAGGUCGAGGACGAUGGCCGAAAGUUGUACCAUGUGAAAUGGAUCAACUACCCUGAUUCUGAGAACACCUGGGAGCCCCUGGAACACCUGAAGGGUUGCCUAGAUCUUGUUCAAGCCUUUGAUGCUGCCGAGCUCAAGAAGAGUCCACAGAAAAGCCCGAAGAAGGGAAGAAAGGUCAAGGGCAGGAAGGCCAAGGUUUGA
This is a messenger RNA of Neoarthrinium moseri, 1134 nucleotides long. RefSeq lists its product as uncharacterized. Lineage: Eukaryota; Fungi; Ascomycota; Sordariomycetes; Amphisphaeriales; Apiosporaceae. Gene Ontology annotation, biological process: chromatin organization; negative regulation of transcription by RNA polymerase II. Gene Ontology annotation, cellular component: pericentric heterochromatin. The transcript has 4 exons. The record is from RefSeq and is a predicted model, not a curated record. Bases 1 to 1134 code for a protein of 377 amino acids. Gene Ontology annotation, molecular function: chromatin binding.